AUGUAUGAAUCAUCUAUUUUAUCAUCUACAGAUCAACAAUCAAUUAAUGCUGAAAAAUAUUUUCUUUCAUUUGAAUUAGUUUGUACAUCAAAUCAUCCUCGAAUAGUUGAUACUUCACUUGAUUGUCUUCAAAAACUUGUUUUACAUGGACAUUUACUGGGAAGUGUUGCUGAUCCAAUUGAUCCAUCAAAAUUAUUAAUUGAUCGAAUUGUAUCAACAAUAUGUAUGCGCUUUCGUGGUGUACAAACAGAAGAACAAGUUGAAUUACUAAUAAUCGAAGAUUGUUUUCGAUUUUAUUGUUUAAAAAAAAAAGACAUGUUGAUUUUAAAGGCACUUUUAACUAUAAUGACAUCUCAAGUAAUUGAAAUUCAUCAACGUAGUGUUUUACAAAUAAUGAAAACAUGUUUUAAUAUUUAUUUAACAAGUCGUUCCAAAAUUAAUGAAGCAACAGCACAAGGAUGUUUAUUACAAAUGUUAAAUGGAAUAUUUUCAAAAAUGAAACAAAAUUUUGUUCUUAAUGAAUAA
Molecule: messenger RNA, 525 nt
Organism: Rotaria sp. Silwood2
Lineage: Eukaryota; Metazoa; Rotifera; Eurotatoria; Philodinida; Philodinidae
Source: the annotation of a GenBank genome assembly